AUGCCCAACCCGCGCCACUCGUCGAAGAGCCCCGUCAAAGCCCAGGCGUUUGCGCUCAGCAGUGUACGACCGCCACAGCGACAAGGCGCUUGGCGUCCACCUCCCGUUUACUGCGCCGACGGUGUAACAUUGUAUCAAGACUACGUCAGAGCCCCACCUGGUCAGGUCGGGUUUGCGUUGAACACCUCCCGCCUGGAGAAUCUAGAGGGCUGGGAGUCGCUGCGUGCCAACGAUGGAGUUGACGACGAAGCUAACUACAUAACACCUGUGCACUCCGAUGCGGUGGCCGCCCCGACGGCGCACUCUGUGGCCCGAGAGAAGCAGACUACGCGCUGGGUCACGGAAACCAUUCCCGCCCUACUUCCUGGCUACGUGGAUCUCAUGCUUCGAACGGAGCGUCUGCGUCACCUCGAUCGUGCAACCCCGUAUAUGGCUUCAUGCGUUUGCGGAAAACAGAAAGAGAUCCGGGUCUACCUGCUUCGUUGGCACGUUGCAGAUCUAGACAGAAUUUCACUGCAGCACUGUGCCUGUCGCCCAGGAACGCAGCAGCUCGUUGCCCGUGGCUUCUUUCCAAGCUCGCCCGUGGAACCGCACCUGGGCGUGGACAUGCGAGUGCUAGACUUUGCGCAGGAUCUGUUCCUUAACCAGGCACCCAACAACCGUGCACUGACAAAAACGAUUGAACAGUGCCUCGACAGGCUAGGCUACAAGCUGCCCAACCGUGAAUCCCUUCGACGCCAAUUUGGCAAUGCAUUAGAGUACUAUGUUAUGCUGCGCCAUAGCACAGAUCAGGCCAUUGACAACAUCCUCGCCACUGUGCGGCAGAGGAUCCAGAAUGAGGACGACAACCAUGAACGCCCAACCACACCAGGUCCGGUGAUCGCACGAACCUCUGUGCAGGAAUCUCCGCGCAAGAGAGGCCGCAGGGAAUGGGACUCCUCUCCGCCGUCUUCUCCAACUAAACGCGCUCGAGCAGCGCAACCAUCAUCUCCGACGCGAUCCUCGUUGCCGUCUUCGUCAUCUCCGGUAAAACAUUCGCUGCAUUCAUCGCCUAGUGCCCCACCAGCAUCUUCUCCCGAGCCGUCAUCGCCUGUGGCCGAGUCAUCACGUCACACCUAUCCAUUCACAUCGCCCGAGGAUCGCCCGCGACCAAGUGAAUACCUCCGGAGCCGAUGUCCCGCCUGCUUCGGCGGCAAAUGGGAGGACAUGCGGGUAGCUCUUGAUUGCAUUGUUUGCGGAGACGCAUGCUUCACGCAGAAACGGAACAAGGACCGAGGCUGUCGAGAUCCGGAGCGCAUGCAUCCCAAGUCGUCUUUCUUGUCCGACCAAGCGACGCAGAAGAUGGCUGACUGGGUCGAAGGAAUACGUCCUCCUCGUUCCGCCCCGGACACAGCUGCUGCACCGACAUCAGAAGUGGAUGAUGACAAUGUGAUCGAAGCACCAAGCAUCCCACUGCCUCGAUCUGUGCUUAAUGAGUGUGAAAGGUCCUUUGCUGCAGCAGAUGAGACCAGAGCGAAGACCAGUUCCCAUUUCUUUGAUGAUAAAGGACUGAUGGGCUUGUCGUGUCGUCACGAUAACCUGCUUUUUCUAGCAAACAUUAAGACGCCCGGUGAGCGGCAGUUCUACAUGUUUGCACUACUUGAAGCUCUGUUCCAGCACCUGCCGACUGAUUUUGCCGUUGGCUUCCUGUACGACAUUGCCUGCCAGUUACAGCGAUCUGCAGUCAAAUACGAGUUCUUGCCUCCAGAAUACAUGGCCAGACUGGAGUGGGCCGUUUCCGUCCUGCAUUCACAGCACGCAAUUGCUGUUCUGGCUGAAUGCCCGCACUCUGUAUCAGUUCUUCGCGCAGAGCACACCAAACAGGUGGCAACGUUAUCCCAGCCAUUACCUCGUCAAUCGAAGCAUGCGGGGAAAAUCGCCAUACAAGAUGUACUACGGAAGACGGCGGCAAUGGAUAUGCUGAAGAACCAAAUGUCGCAGUGGAAUGACGCCAUCUACAAGGAGGACGCCGAUCCGGUAUAUGUUGACUUCGCUGUCCAGGAGUACGCAAAAGCCGACGCAAAGCUCCUGAAACUUGCGGAAUCAGUUCGCAAGCAGAAGGCAAUCAUGGGCGUCGAAGACAAGGCAAACUUAUCCAAGCUAGUGAAGAGCAAGUACAUUCAGGCACGCACCAAUGCCGCCGCCGCAAAAACAAAGUUGCGCAAUCGCUUGCGCCAGAGGAAGUUCGAGCUUGACAGAGUGGAGCGGCACUUCCAUCGAAACAAAGCAGAUGCCAAAAUGACGACUCACAUCGAGGACGCCGUGCGACGCCGUGACCGAAGCAUCAAAGAUGUAUGCCGGUUGUACAAUAGACUUUGCACGGAGUUGCAGGAGCUCAUUCGUCUCGGUCGUGCCCCACGCAAUGCAAUUGCACCUAGACAAAUCGUUGAGAAGGACAUAUGGGGCUUGGAUGUUGAUGCCGAAAUCUGGCUUGACGUUGGCCUAACGGACGCAGAUGAAGACACGGAGCCGCCACUAUGGAUGAAAAGUGACGCAGUUCGUCAGGGAAUCCAGGCCAUGCUGGAGCAGGACCGCUGUAACGAGGAGGAGCCGCGCUUGUUCCAUGAGUGUCGCGCUUUGCGCUGGUGGAUGGCCGAGGAAUGGGAAGUGCUGACACGCGGAAUCAAGUUGGCUGCAGAAGACGGUGAAGCCGGGAUUGUCUAUCAGUUCGAGCUUCGCAAGUCCGAAUUGACGAAAUUGACUGCCGCAUGGGAGAAACCACUACGUCAGGUGCCGUAUCCCACAGUCGGGUUACCAGCAUGGGGCCCGUCCAAUGAAGAUCUUCUUCAAGUCCGCAUCGAUGAUAUGUUUGCCCGAACAACGGUUGGCAGCUGGAAGGAGAGUGAUUGGUCAUCACAUCAAGAGGACAGCGCAUCAGACAGCGACUCUGGGACUGACACGGAGUACUUUCCCUACGACGAAUUGGACGCUUUCGAGCGUGCCGGUGAUUGGCGAGAGCUUCAUGGUAUCUAA
Molecule: messenger RNA, 3012 nt
Organism: Mycena citricolor
Lineage: Eukaryota; Fungi; Basidiomycota; Agaricomycetes; Agaricales; Mycenaceae
Source: the annotation of a GenBank genome assembly